AAAAGAGUAGAAAUUGGAUAAGGAUGGCUUAUUUCCUUUUUCUCCUUUUCCUCUUUCUGCUCAGCCCGAUUCUGCUCUUCUUCUUCUUCCCGCUGCAGCCACCCAAAGAGAAAAAAAAAAGAAAGAGAACCCAGCCAUGCCUUUGAGAAACCGGUGAGAUAAGCUUGGAUUUCUCCUUCUUUUCUUGCUCUACAACACAUGUAGAACCCAGAAAUUCUUUCCCCUUGCUGGAAAUCCGGUUCUGCCCUGCUUUGCUCUGUCCUUCCGCCGGCUGCUCCUGCUUUGUGGGGGUGAUUUGCUCCGGUUUUGGUUUCCGUGAGCUUCCCCUGCACUCCCGCCGGCCUUCCCCAAUCUGGUAGCUCCGGUUCCUUGCUUGUAAAUUCUGGUAUGUGGCAGCCUUAAACCAUUGUUUUUAAGCUUGAUUAAGGAUAAAGUUUAAGCAUUGAUUUAAGUGGGAUUUAUGUGAUUGAGUGUUAAUUGAUUGCUGUGAUUUUUGGAGAGAAAAUCCCGUGAGAUUAGCUAGUGUUUUCGCCAAUUUGUGGAAGUCGAGGUUACUGUUCACGUCGUGGUACUGUUCAUGGUACUGUUCAUAGAUUACUGUUCACACCCCGAGAGUCAACGAUUAACGGGGAUUUAAAUGAUUAGUUUGUGAUAUAAGAACGAUUUUGGAGAUAUUUGAUCAUGUGGAGAUUUAUGGAAAUAGCAUUGUGAUUAGGAAUGAUCCCAAUGAUGAUUUCAGCUUGAAUUUGUGAUAGUCCGGUAUUGAUUCUCAGAUGUCUUGAUUAGGUUUCCGAUCGUUCUGUCAGUUAGCAUUGAGAUUGAGUGCUCGGUUUUAUGCAAGUGAGUCAUGUUAUUCGUGACCCUGCUAGUGGGGGAGGUUAUAAACGCUAGCACAUGUCGACAUGUUAGUGAAAGAGCCGGUUCGUUCAACCCAACUAGUGGGGGUUAUACACCAGCAAAUCGUGGCCCUGCUAGUGGGGAUUAUACACUGGCCGUGACCUAUAGAGGAGACGUCUAUUUCGUGCCCGUACUGUAUCUGUUUUCGUGAUAGUACUUGUUGGCAUGCUUUAAGUUUGAUAAGGGGCACUUCAUAUUUACUUACUGAGUUUAUUUCAUAGUUUUCCUUGUCCACCAUUUCAGGAAGUGAAACCGAGGACGGGAAACCACAGGAAGUGACGAGUUAGUAGGCUAGCCAUAUUGUAAUUGGAUAUGAAUUUUAGAAACAAAUCAUGAUCUUGUAUUUGGAGACUUUAUUGGAGAUUUAUGAUAUUAGAGCAAAUUUUAAAGAUUU
Messenger RNA from Rubroshorea leprosula, 1291 nucleotides. Lineage: Eukaryota; Viridiplantae; Streptophyta; Magnoliopsida; Malvales; Dipterocarpaceae. The record is from the annotation of a GenBank genome assembly.